Exophiala aquamarina CBS 119918 is the source of this 966-nucleotide messenger RNA. RefSeq lists its product as uncharacterized. The transcript is spliced from 2 exons. Gene Ontology annotation, molecular function: mRNA binding. Bases 1 to 966 code for a protein of 321 amino acids. Lineage: Eukaryota; Fungi; Ascomycota; Eurotiomycetes; Chaetothyriales; Herpotrichiellaceae. The record is from RefSeq and is a predicted model, not a curated record.
AUGUCAUAUCCCGCCCCUCCAGGUCUGAAAUCUUCCACCACGCAACCUCCUGCCUCGCUUCCCGCUCGACCUCCUCCUUCGUCAGUCAGCCCUGCGCCGACCUUCAAGUCAAAUAGCGCGGCCAAACCAGCCUUCACAGCUUUUGCCCCUAGAUCAGUUGUGUCAGCAAGCACAUCUCGAACCAAUAGUCCAGCACAGUACUCCGCUGCCCCUAUCACAAAUUACAGUGCCUCGACGGGCUAUCCCCAAACACAAUCCAAUUACGCUACCCAGCCUCAGUAUGACAGUUCAUACUUAGCGGCACCUCAAAUUCGCAACCCAUUCGUUCCCACAUCAGAGACAUCUUCUUACCCUCCAGGAUACGACCCUGAUUAUGAGGCGCAGGUUCAGCAAUGGCAAAGUGCUUACCUGACAAAAGAUAGUGGGCCGGGUUCUAGCACCACGAUCCGACCGCCAAUAACAAACAUAGUGCCAGCCGUCAGCAACGCAAAGACAGAGCCCAUCCCUCAUAACGAAGCCGGAAACAAAACGGUCCAGCGAUCGGGAGGAGGCACAACAUGGACCGAUCCUACCCUUUUAGAAUGGGAUCCUGCGCAUUUCCGGAUCUUCGUAGGGAAUCUCGCCGGCGAAGUGACAGAUGAAUCCCUCCUCAAGGCAUUCUCUCAGUAUCCAUCUGUGCAGAAAGCCCGGGUCAUCCGAGAUAAGCGGACUACGAAAUCUAAGGGUUACGGUUUCGUCAGUUUUUCUGAUGGCGACGAUUACUUCCGAGCUGCGAGGGAACAGAAUGGAAAGUACGUGGGAAGUCACCCGAUCGUGGUGAAAAAGGCGGUCACCGAUGUGCGCCCAACGAUACAAAAACAGAACAACCACAAAGGCAAAGGGAAAGGUGGCCAUGGCAAGGUUGAGCAUGGUGGCGUCAACAAGAAGCAACCAAAGACGAAAGGCGGCUUGAAGGUUUUGGGUUGA